AUAGCCACUGGAUGGGGAAAUCUUGGCUACUAUAACGAACAGGCGACGGUUCUACAGCGAGUACAGCUUCUUAUUGUACCAAAUUGGCAGUGCAACCAAAGUACGUUCCACAACCGUCGUCUAUGCUACGGAAUUUUGGAGAUGCAAUUGUGUGCCAGUGAUCCGCAAGGUGGAAAAGAUACAUGCUCGGGAGACUCCGGCGGUCCGCUACAGCUUCCAGUUCCGGGAGCAGAUCGAGAUGCAGGACUCUGCUCUCGACCCUUCUACUUGGUAGGUAUCACAUCAAACGGUAUGAUUUGUGGUACAGUUAAUCGGCCAGGAAUUUACACGCGCAUUUCAAGUUUCGUAUCCUGGAUAAAAUCUGAGAUCGACCAAUGAUCAUUUUCAAUUCAAUUACAUUCUGUGAUUAAUAAGACUUUGGUUUUGUUGCGAUACAUCAAGAGAUGGCUGAAGAGGGAACUAAUAUUUUAAGAUACAGACAAAACACAGUUUAUUAUUACGAGAACCGACCGAGCCCUGUUAAG
Molecule: messenger RNA, 524 nt
Organism: Anopheles bellator
Lineage: Eukaryota; Metazoa; Arthropoda; Insecta; Diptera; Culicidae
Product: clotting factor G beta subunit-like
Exons: 2
Biological process (GO): proteolysis
Molecular function (GO): serine-type endopeptidase activity
Source: RefSeq, a predicted model, not a curated record